Ziziphus jujuba (common jujube) is the source of this 714-nucleotide messenger RNA. Its product is annotated as cysteine-rich receptor-like protein kinase 34. The record is from RefSeq and is a predicted model, not a curated record. Lineage: Eukaryota; Viridiplantae; Streptophyta; Magnoliopsida; Rosales; Rhamnaceae. Gene Ontology annotation, molecular function: ATP binding; protein kinase activity. Gene Ontology annotation, biological process: protein phosphorylation. The coding region runs from base 43 to 714 and encodes 223 amino acids. The transcript is spliced from 3 exons.
CAAAAACAAUCUUCCUUGGAAUGGAAAACACGGUACAAAAUCAUGGUUGGCAUUGCUCGAGGGCUACUUUAUCUGCAUGAAGAUUCUCGGCUUAGGAUUAUACAUCGAGAUUUGAAAGCAAGUAACAUUCUGUUAGAUGAAGACUUGAAUCCCAAAAUUUCAGACUUUGGUCUUGCAAAACUAUUCGCUGGAAGUGAGACUCAAGCCAAUACAAGACGGAUUUGGGGUACUUAUGGAUACAUGGCACCAGAGUAUGUCAAGCAUGGAAACUUUUCGACUAAAUCUGAUGUGUAUAGCUAUGGCAUUUUGGUUUUGGAAAUUAUUACUGGUAAAAAGGUCUCAGGCCAUCACAAUUUCACAAAUCUGCAAAGUCAUGCAUGGAAACACUGGGAAAAUGGAGCCGCUUUGGAGCUGAUGGAUUCAACAAUGGAUGGGCAGUGGUCCAGAGAUGAAGCUUUAAACAGCAUCCACAUUGGGUUGCUAUGUGUUCAAGAGGCUGCUUCUGAUAGACCAAAAAUGUCAGAGGUUGUUUUGAUGCUUACCAAUUUCUCUAUGUCCAUCCCAAUACCUUCAAGGCCAGCAUUUUUUGUUUCGGGUGUCGAAAGUGAUAGUUUGGGAUUAGUGAAAGAAAAUUCUGGAUCAACCACAGAAGCUCCAAAUCAUGAUCAAUCUGUUAAUGAGGUGACACUUACUGAAUUACAUCCUCGAGAUUAA